CUGUUACUCUUGCCCAAUCAGCGCGCUGCACCGUUGUUUGCCUUGCUUUUUGAAUUAAGUUCGGGCAAAUACCUACUCGGGACUACUGUUAAGCAGUUAGCUAGCUGUCAACAAGUAGCCACAUUUCGACAAUUUGGACUAUUCACGCAUAAAGGGCAACAUGCAUUGACACCAGACUUGCCAUAUAACGAAGAGAUAUUAUAGAUUUUUUGAGUGUUUUGGACCGAAGAGGAAUUCUCGGGAAUUCUUUAUUGUAUUGUUGACUUGAAGUUACUAGCUAACGUUAGCUCGGUAGCUAAUUUAGUUAGAGAGCUUAUUGAAUGAAGUUAGCUCGCUCCCGUUUCUGUAAUUCUUUGAUAUAGCUAGCUAAGUUACCAGCCACCGAAACAGUCGUUUGGACAAUUUGGUGCCUCCACAAGUUCCUGGCAUGGCUGACAGCAGCAUAGUGACUCUAGGGACAGCUCGGAGUUUGCUGGAUUCUUCGGUCUAUGAUUCGAAGAUCGCCGAAACCACCAAGGACCAUGUAUUUAUGGGGAUGACAUGUGAAGACGGGGAAGAUAUGCUGCCAAAAGUGGAGACAAGGGUUGUUCUUGUGGGAGAAGCAGGCAGAAAUGGAGCGCUGGUCAAAGCAUUGCAGGCCAUCAGAGUAAUGGAGGUACCAGUGGUAAAGAUAAGAGAAGGUGAUGCAGGCGCCGAGGAGAAAGUGAUGAUAAAAUCUAUAGUCAAUAUGGACAUUAACAUCCCUUGCAUAAUGACGGACAACGUCCAGGAGUUUGGAGAUGGAGACAACGCUGAUUUCGAGACGGUGUUCGUCCUCACAGACUUUGAUUCUUCUGACUACAACUAUCUCUACAAACACGACAACCGCAUUGUUGGGCCUCCUGUUGUGCUACACUGUGCUGCGAAGGAGGAACCUCUACAAUUUUCAUGUCGUCCUCUCUACUCCACUACAAUGCUUAACCUGUCGCUGUGUUUCACUGGCUUUAGGAACAAAGAUGAAAUGAAGAACUUGGUGAAUCUGGUUCAUCACAUGGGUGGGACAAUCCGGAAAGACUUCAGCACCAAGGUUACUCAUCUCAUCGCCUACUCCACUCAUGGAGAGAAAUACAGGCUGGCGGUGUGCAUGGGGACGCCUAUUCUCACUCCCUCAUGGAUUCAUAGAUCCUGGGAGAGAAGAGAUGAUGUGUACUUUCAUGCAGGGGAAGAGGAGUUUCGAACAGAGUUCAAAGUGCCUCCGUUCCAGGACUGCAUCCUCUGUUUUUUGGGUUUCUCAGAUGAAGAGAAGGCCAACAUGGAGGAGAGGACCCUCAAACACGGUGGCACUUAUCUUGAGGUUAAAGAUGAGAGGUGUACACACAUGGUGGUGGAGGAAAACUUGGUAAAGGAGCUGCCAUUUUCUCCCUCCAAGAAACUCUUUGUGGUCAAACAAGAGUGGUUCUGGGGAAGCAUUCAGAUGGACGCUCGGGCAGGAGAGUCCAUGUACCUCUACGAGAAGAGCGACAGCCCAGCCAUGAAGAAGGCAGUGUCCCUCCUGUCUCUCACCACCCCCAACAGUAACCGUAAGCGUCGCCGUCUCAGGGACACGCUGGCUCAGCUUACCAAGGAGACAGAGAUCUCCCCUUUCCCUCCACCACGCAAAAGGCCGUCAGCAGAGCAUUCCCUGUCAAUGGGUUCUCUGCUGGACAUAUCUAAUACCCCUGAGACAUGCAAGGCCUUGGCAGAAGACAGAGUAGGGAACCAUUCAGAGAGCAAAGGAGAAAAUACUGUGACCAGGAAUAGUAUGAGAAGAAGGAAAACCAGGGAAAGGAUGAUUAGGACAGACGAGAGGAGGAAAAGGUCCUACCCUGGUACAAGUACUCUUCAACAACCAGAGGAGCAGCAGCAGCAGCUGCUAGUAACUUCUGCAGAGAGUUCAAAGCCAUCCAAGAGUUCGACUCCGGUUCUGUCCAAGCAGUCAGCCAGGUGGCAGGUCUCGAAGGAGCUCUACCAGACUGAGAGAAACUAUGUGGACAUUUUAAGCACCGUCCUACAGCUUUUCAAGCUUCCAUUGGAAAAAGAGGGGCAGGUGGGUGGACCCAUCCUGGCCCAAGAAGAAUUGAAGACAAUAUUUUGCAGCAUUCCAGAAAUCUAUGAAGUUCACACUAGAAUAAAGGGUGACCUUGAGGAGCUCUUGACAGACUGGUCAGAGGACAAGAGUGUAGGAGAUAUCAUCCUCAAAUAUUCUAAAGAGCUGGUGAAGGCCUACCCACCCUUUGUCAACUUUUUUGAAAUGAGCAAGGAAACAAUUGUUCGUUGUGAAAAACAAAAGCCUCGCUUCCAUGCUUUUCUCAAGAUCAACGAGGCCAAGCCAGAGUGUGGCAGGCAGACCCUGGUGGAGCUGCUGAUCAGACCUGUACAGAGACUCCCCAGUGUGGCCCUUCUUCUUAACGACAUAAAGAAGCAUACGCCAGAUGACAACCCAGACAAGAUAACACUGGAGAAAGCAAUUGAUUCUCUGAAAGAAGUCAUGACUCACAUCAAUGAGGACAAGAGGAAGACUGAAGGCCAGAAGCAGAUCUUUGAUGUUGUUUAUGAAGUUGACGGCUGUCCUGCCAACUUGCUGUCUUCCCAUCGCAGUCUGGUUUACAGAGUAGAAACAAUAGCCCUGGGAGAUCAGCCUUGUGACCGUGGAGAACAUGUCACACUCUUCCUCUUCAAUGACUGCCUUGAGAUUGCAAGGAAGCGACACAAGGUGAUCAGUACAUUUAAGAGUCCACUGGGGCAGACGAGACCACCACCCCCGCUCAAACACAUUGCACUGAUGCCGCUGUCCCAGAUUCGAAGAGUACUGGACCUGCAGGACACAGAGGAGUGUGUGAAUGCAUUCGCCUUGGUGGUUCGCCCUCCAACUGAACAGGAGAACUUGUUGUUCAGCUUCCAACUGGCUGGAGAGGAAAUGGUUAAAAGCGUCUUGUUGCGAACACUUUGCCGCCAUGUCGCCAACACCAUCUGCAGGGCUGAUGCGGAGGACCUAAUUCAACGUACAGACCCAAAUUCCCUACAGGUCAACACCAAGGAUAUGGACAGCACCCUAAGCAAAGCCUCCAGGGCCAUCAAGAAGACCUCUAAAAAGGUGACGAGGGCGUUCUCUUUUACUAAGACCCCAAAACGUGUGAUCCAGAGGGCGUUCAUGGCCAACAGUACUCCAGAUGAGAAAAGCCAGAGGCUGAGUUGUGAAAAACGCCUUGGCAGCAGCUCCACAUUGGCUGCACACCAUUCCCCCUCCAUGGUCAAUCUGCCCUCCAUGUUUGAGAGGAAGUACCACACAUUCAGUCGUUCAACCACCCAUCUCUUCUGAGACACUGCUGCUUGGGAGGGUGCAAAAAAGUAGAAGCUACCUGUAUGGCUAACUAGCAUUUGUCCAUACUGGAGCUCAUCACAGACUUUCCAAAUCCAUAAGGAAAAUGGCAUUGAAGGCACUGAAGAAUUCAGAGUUGUUUAGCUACUGCUACAGUGCUUCACAACUGCAACUUCGGCCAAGAAGGGUUAAAACAAUAAACCAAUUGUUCAUCAACCCGAUGCCUACCAUAUGAUGUAUUCAGUUAUGAAUGUUCUGUGUUGCUGACAAGGCAGUUUGGUGCCUCUUUCCAAACAUACACAAUGCUUGAAUUAAGACUAGAAGCUAACUGGAACGGUACUGCACCUUGCUAAGGGCUACAUGUGUGUGAUUACCACUGUAACAUAAAGUUUGCCUUACCCUUAAAAAAAAUGAAGGAUGCUCUGCUUUUUGUCUGCACUUGUUAAUGGAUUAUAUUGACAUGCUUGAUUUUUUUGUUAAUGUAUUUCACCAGACACAUUGUCACAUGUUUAUACCUUGCCUGUUCAGCUUCCUGGUUGGUUACCAUUGUUGGCAGUGUUUAGUGAAGUGUUAACACUUAACUAUUGACCAAGUAAACGUCUGUCAUCUGGUUAAAAUUGGAACGUUUUGCUGUCCUCAAUUGCUAGUUUUAUUUCACUGUGCUUUAAAGAAAUAAAAAUACUUUUAAUUGUACAUGUUUAGCUAUUUCUAUUUAACAAAUGCAGGUUGUUAAGCUCUUUAUGAGUUUUAUGUACUAGUUAAAGUUACAAGGUUGACCUCUCUUGCCCUUUACCAUGUAACUUUUUUAAUUAUCUUUAUACCUUAUGACCUUUAUAUUAACUGACAUUUAAUGAUGUUUUAUUGUAGUGGGGUAGACUUAAUUUCACCUGUAAUAUUACUCCUUGUAAUCAACCCACCUUCAAUAUUUAAAUAUGAGUUUCCAGCUUUUAUAAAGCUUCUAUUGUGACAUUUAAGAGAAUCGGUUAGAAGAAUAAAAGCUCUUAUGUGCUGUUCCCUGUACGGCCAUCCACAUUUUAAAAGACGUUUUUACAGUGUGUCUAUUCCGUGCCUGUGUAUCUGUGUGUAUGUUUAAGAAGGAAUGCUGCAUCAGUGUACACAUUUAUUCUUGACAAUACACUUUAUUUAGCUAUUUAUGUUUUCCAGUUUUAUCUCUUUUUCUCUAAUGCUGUUUAUUGAAUUCAGUAGUCUCCUGUUUCAUCUCUGUAUUAAAUACACUAAAACAUG
This is a messenger RNA of Perca fluviatilis (European perch), 4582 nucleotides long. RefSeq names its product epithelial cell transforming 2 (gene ect2). The coding region runs from base 428 to 3337 and encodes 969 amino acids. The transcript has 26 exons. Gene Ontology annotation, cellular component: cell cortex; nucleus. Gene Ontology annotation, molecular function: GTPase activator activity; guanyl-nucleotide exchange factor activity. Gene Ontology annotation, biological process: regulation of cytokinesis, actomyosin contractile ring assembly; mitotic cytokinesis; activation of GTPase activity. Lineage: Eukaryota; Metazoa; Chordata; Actinopteri; Perciformes; Percidae. The record is from RefSeq and is a predicted model, not a curated record.